This is a messenger RNA of Pan troglodytes (chimpanzee), 6141 nucleotides long. It is a transcript of the gene BRIP1, whose product is annotated as BRCA1 interacting helicase 1. Bases 309 to 4118 code for a protein of 1269 amino acids. Gene Ontology annotation, biological process: double-strand break repair involved in meiotic recombination; nucleotide-excision repair. The transcript has 21 exons. Gene Ontology annotation, molecular function: hydrolase activity, acting on acid anhydrides, in phosphorus-containing anhydrides; DNA helicase activity; ATP binding. Gene Ontology annotation, cellular component: nucleus. The record is from RefSeq and is a predicted model, not a curated record. Lineage: Eukaryota; Metazoa; Chordata; Mammalia; Primates; Hominidae.
GGGCUAUUGGGCGCUGGGAGUCGAGGGGGCGGGAGGCGGGAAUUCGUCUCGGGUUGUGUGGUUGAGGGGUCUGGUGGGUUGAGGAAAGGUAACGGCGGCCCCAAGCCUGCACACAAGGCCGGGGAAGUAGCAGCACCCCCAGGAAGAGGGAGGAGGAAGGGCUCGUGCCCUUUCUUCUCUUCCAGGGCUCCGCUUUAUUUGCUCUCAGAAGUCGGUUUCCUUUCCUUUUCUUCAGUGAAUCGGAGCUCAGAGCGUUGCUUCGGUUUCCCUCCAGACAGUUAGGAAUCUGAAAUAAACAGGAAAGCACUAUGUCUUCAAUGUGGUCUGAAUAUACAAUUGGUGGGGUGAAGAUUUACUUUCCUUAUAAAGCUUACCCGUCACAGCUUGCUAUGAUGAAUUCUAUUCUCAGAGGAUUAAACAGUAAGCAACAUUGUUUGUUGGAGAGUCCCACAGGAAGUGGAAAAAGCUUAGCCUUACUUUGUUCUGCUUUAGCAUGGCAACAAUCUCUUAGUGGGAAACCAGCAGAUGAGGGCGUAAGUGAAAAAGCUGAAGUACAAUUGUCAUGUUGUUGUGCAUGCCAUUCAAAGGAUUUUACAAACAAUGACAUGAACCAAGGAACUUCACGUCAUUUCAACUAUCCAAGCACACCACCUUCUGAAAGAAAUGGCACUUCAUCAACUUGUCAAGACUCCCCUGAAAAAACCACUCUGGCUGCAAAGUUAUCUGCUAAGAAACAGGCAUCCAUAUACAGAGAUGAAAAUGAUGAUUUUCAAGUAGAGAAGAAAAGAAUUCGACCCUUAGAAACUACACAGCAGAUUAGAAAACGUCAUUGCUUUGGAACAGAAGUACACAAUUUGGAUACAAAAGUUGAUUCAGGAAAGACUGUAAAACUCAACUCUCCACUGGAAAAGAUAAACUCCUUUUCGCCACAGAAACCCCCUGGCCACUGUUCUAGGUGCUGUUGUUCUACUAAACAAGGAAACAGUCAAGAGUCAUCGAAUACCAUUAAGAAGGAUCAUACAGGGAAAUCCAAGAUACCCAAAAUAUAUUUUGGGACACGCACACACAAGCAGAUUGCUCAGAUUACUAGAGAGCUCCGGAGGACGGCAUAUUCAGGGGUCCCAAUGACUAUUCUUUCCAGCAGGGAUCAUACUUGUGUCCAUCCUGAGGUAGUCGGUAACUUCAACAGAAAUGAGAAGUGCAUGGAAUUGCUAGAUGGGAAAAACGGAAAAUCCUGCUAUUUUUAUCAUGGAGUUCAUAAAAUUAGUGAUCAGCACACAUUACAGACUUUCCAAGGGAUGUGCAAAGCCUGGGAUAUAGAAGAACUUGUCAGCCUGGGGAAGAAACUAAAGUCCUGUCCAUAUUACACAGCCCGAGAACUAAUACAAGAUGCUGACAUCAUAUUUUGUCCCUACAACUAUCUUCUAGAUGCACAAAUAAGGGAAAGUAUGGAUUUAAAUCUGAAAGAACAGGUUGUCAUUUUAGAUGAAGCUCAUAACAUCGAGGACUGUGCUCGGGAAUCAGCAAGUUACAGUGUAACAGAAGUUCAGCUUCGGUUUGCUCGGGAUGAACUAGAUAGUAUGGUCAACAAUAAUAUAAGGAAGAAAGAUCAUGAACCCCUACGAGCUGUGUGCUGUAGCCUCAUUAAUUGGUUAGAAGCAAACGCUGAAUAUCUUGUAGAAAGAGAUUAUGAAUCAGCUUGUAAAAUAUGGAGUGGAAAUGAAAUGCUCUUAACUUUACACAAAAUGGGUAUCACCACUGCUACUUUUCCCAUUUUGCAGGGACAUUUUUCUGCUGUUCUUCAAAAAGAGGAAAAAAUCUCACCAAUUUAUGGUAAAGAGGAGGCAAGAGAAGUACCUGUUAUUAGUGCAUCAACUCAAAUAAUGCUUAAAGGACUUUUUAUGGUACUUGACUAUCUUUUUAGGCAAAAUAGCAGAUUUGCAGAUGAUUAUAAAAUUGCGAUUCAACAGACUUAUUCCUGGACAAAUCAGAUUGAUAUUUCAGACAAAAAUGGGUUGUUGGUUCUACCAAAAAAUAAGAAACGUUCACGACAGAAAACUGCAGUUCAUGUGCUAAACUUUUGGUGCUUAAAUCCAGCUGUGGCCUUUUCAGAUAUUAAUGGCAAAGUUCAGACCAUUGUUUUGACAUCUGGUACAUUAUCACCAAUGAAAUCCUUUUCGUCAGAACUUGGUGUUACAUUUACUAUCCAGCUGGAGGCUAAUCAUAUCAUUAAAAAUUCACAGAUAAUGUCUUCAAAGUUCAUCAUCUAUGUUGUAGCAUGUGCCAGAGUUUCCUCUUUAAAGGUUUGGGUUGGUACCAUUGGGUCAGGCCCCAAGGGUCGGAAUCUCUGUGCUACCUUCCAGAAUACUGAAACAUUUGAGUUCCAAGAUGAAGUGGGAGCACUUUUGUUAUCUGUGUGCCAGACUGUGAGCCAAGGAAUUUUGUGUUUCUUGCCAUCUUACAAGUUAUUAGAAAAAUUAAAAGAACGUUGGCUCUCUACUGGUUUAUGGCAUAAUCUGGAGUUGGUGAAGACAGUCAUUGUAGAACCACAGGGAGGAGAAAAAACGAAUUUUGAUGAAUUACUGCAGGUGUACUAUGACGCAAUCAAAUACAAAGGAGAGAAAGAUGGAGCUCUCCUGGUAGCAGUUUGUCGUGGUAAAGUGAGUGAGGGUCUGGAUUUCUCAGAUGACAAUGCCCGUGCUGUCAUAACAAUAGGAAUUCCUUUUCCAAAUGUGAAAGAUCUACAGGUUGAACUAAAACGACAAUAUAAUGACCACCAUUCAAAAUUGAGAGGUCUUCUACCUGGCCGUCAGUGGUAUGAAAUUCAAGCAUACAGGGCCUUAAACCAGGCCCUUGGUAGAUGUAUUAGACACAGAAAUGAUUGGGGAGCUCUUAUUCUAGUGGAUGAUCGCUUUAGGAAUAACCCAAGUCGCUAUAUAUCUGGACUUUCUAAAUGGGUACGGCAGCAGAUUCAGCACCAUUCAACCUUUGAAAGUGCACUGGAGUCCUUGGCUGAAUUUUCCAAAAAGCAUCAAAAAGUUCUUAAUGUAUCCAUAAAGGACAGAACCAAUAUACAGGACAAUGAGUCUACACUUGAAAUGACCUCUUUAAAGUACAGUACCCCACCUUAUUUACUGGAAGCAGCAAGUCAUCUAUCACCAGAAAAUUUUGUGGAAGAUGAAGCAAAGAUAUGUGUCCAGGAACUACAGUGUCCUAAAAUUAUUACCAAAAAUUCACCUCUACCGAGUAGCAUUAUCUCCAGAAAGGAGAAAAAUGAUCCAGUAUUCCUGGAAGAAGCAGGGAAAGCAGAAAAAAUUGUGAUUUCCAGAUCCACAAGCCCAACUUUCAACAAACAAACAAAGAGAGUUAGCUGGUCAAGCUUUAAUUCUUUGGGACAGUAUUUUACUGGUAAAAUACCGAAGGCAACACCUGAGCUCAGGUCAUCAGAGAAUAGUGCCUCUAGUCCUCCCCGUUUCAAAACAGAAAAGAUGGAAAGUAAAACUGUUUUGCCCUUCACUGAUAAAUGUGAAUCCUCAAAUCUGACAGUAAACACAUCGUUUGGAUCAUGCCCUCAAUCAGAAACCAUUAUUUCAUCAUUAAAGAUUGAUGCCACCCUUACUAGAAAAAAUCAUUCUGAACAUCCACUCUGUUCUGAAGAAGCCCUGGAUCCAGACAUUGAAUUGUCUCUAGUAAGUGAAGAAGAUAAACAGUCCACUUCAAAUAGAGAUUUUGAAACAGAAGCAGAAGAUGAAUCUAUCUAUUUUACACCUGAACUUUAUGAUCCUGAAGAUACAGAUGAAGAAAAAAAUGACCUAGCCGAAACUGAUAGAGGAAAUAGGUUGGCUAACAAUUCAGAUUGCAUUUUAGCUAAAGACCUUUUUGAAAUUAGAACUAUAAAAGAAGUAGAUUCAGCCAGAGAAGUGAAAGCUGAGGAUUGCAUAGAUACAAAGUUGAAUGGAAUUCUGCAUAUUGAAGAAAGUAAAAUUGAUGACAUUGAUGGUAAUGUAAAAACAACUUGGAUAAAGGAACUGGAACUGGGAAAAACUCAUGAAAUAGAAAUAAAGAACUUUAAACCAUCUCCUUCCAAAAAUAAAGGCAUGUUUCCUGGUUUUAAGUAAUAAUACUUAACUCUCAAGCUAAGUAAAAAUAUGUCAUCAUGCUUAUGUUAAACUCUUUUGUAAGUAAUAAUUUGUAAAUUGAAUAAGUGGCAUACUUUUUAAAAACCUAUUUUAUGUUCAGAAAUGUAAAUGUUAUUAUUCUUGAGUUUUUGGGUUGUUUUUUUUUUUGAGACAGAGUCUUGGUCUGUUGCCCAGGCUGGAAUGCAGUGGUGUGCUCUCGGCUCACUGCAACCUUCACCUCCAGGUUCAAGCGAUUCUCCUGCCUCAGCCUUCUGAGUAGCUGGGACUACAGGUGUGCACCACCAUGCCCAGCUAGUUUUUGUAUUUUUAGUAGAGAUGGGGUUUCACCAUGUUGGCCAGGCUGGUCUCGAACUCCUGGCCUCGUGAUCUGCCCUUCUCUGCCUCCCUAAGUUGCUGGGAUUACAGGUGUGAGCCACAGUGCCUGGCCCAUUCUUGAGUUUUGAUAAAGUAAUUCAUACAAAGUAUUGUCCUCAAAUAAGUCUUCCUUAGCUAAAUGCAAUUUAAAAUUAUUCAAAGAUCCUAGGGCACUUCUAGUUUCACGUAAAUAUUCAUAUUAGGUGGUUCUCUUCAUCCAUUUGUUUUCACACUGAUACAUAAAAAUUAACAGCAGUCUAAUCUAGUCACACCUCAGUCAUAUUUCACUAUAGAUUUUACCUCAAAUCAGUCCAAGACUUUUUCAGAGAUCACCAUUUGUCUUGAAAGGUUUAUUUCGUUAUUAAACUGCCUACUUAUAAGUAAUUAAGAGAAAUUAAGAAAGUAGUAUGCAUUUUUAAUUGAAAUUGUUUUACAUUCUUUGUAUAAUAAACCUAAAACCAAACACGUCAUAAACAAAUUGACGUAAAGAUAUAAAAUGCCAAAUGAAGUAUUCCAAAUUUUCUAUUCUAAUUAUUUAGCUUCACCAUCAUUGUGGAAAAAAAUACUAGAUCCUGCUUAGUAUUAAGAGUGGAUCAGUGAGUAAUAAGUACCAAACACUAGACUAGAAGGUAAUUUCUACAUUGUUUAGAAAGGGUGAAACAAUUUAUCCUCUCUGGUAUUGUUCUAGCAUAAGCUUUAGUUAUACAAUGAUUAAGAUAGAAAACUUCAUAUAUAAAUUUGAUAAGCAAACCCACAUUUAUAGCUGCAGCUAAAAUAUGUUUCCUUAGGGCACAGUAAUCCUUUCUGUGAAUUUUGACCUUGUUUGUGUUUUUGUGAAUGAAGCUAUAUGUCUAAUCAAAAAUGAUUAUAAAAGAGGCUCAUCUCUGACAUCAUUCCAAAAAUACAUUCAUUGAUCUCUUUUUAAGAAACAUCUGUUAUUCACUGGGCAUUGGGACUUUUUGUGAGUAAUUUGAAUUGAAAUUUUAUGAGCUAUCCAAGAAUUCUGUAUGGUCUAUUAUUUUCAAGUCAAAAUUUCCAGUAAGGAUUUACUUCACAUUUCAUUUGGAUAAAUGAAUUAUUAUAUAGGUAUGUCUUUGCUUCCAUUUUGAGACAUUUAGAUUUUUACAGCUUGUUUCUAUAGCAUUUGAUGUUACAACUCUACGCGUAGUUCAAAGACAUUUAAAUUGACAAGUUACCAGUUAAAGAAUUUAGAAUAUAUUAGAUCCCAUCUAGUGUUAUAUAUUUUUUCUAGUUGAUCAUUGAGCAGUAAAUACCAAAUACUCGAUUAGAAGGUAAUUUUUACAUUGUUUUGAAAGGGUGAAACAAUUUAUCUCCUCUGGUAUUAUUCUUAAACCACAGAUAGGGAUAGUAGGGUAGUGAAACGAAUAAAUACCUGGUAGAAGACAAGAGACUUGGGCUCUACACCUGGCUCUGCCACUAAUUUGCUAAGUCAUAUUGGCAAUCACCACACCCUUCAGGGAAUUAGUUUCAUCUGUAAAAUGCAGCGGUUAGUACUAUAAAAUCAUACAAAUUUCUUUGUGCUUUGAGAAUCUAUAAAGGAAUGUCUGUUGAUAUUCUGAGUCGAUUUUCAUUUGCUUUUGUUCCAGAACGGUUAAAAUAAAGCAUAUUAUUUCAUUUAAAAAGUAAA